AGCGGUUGCCCGCGCGCGGCGAUGGCGGCAUCCGGGGAGCUGGUUCCAUGCUCUGUGUACUUCUGCGGGAGCAUCCGCGGCGGGCGGGAAGACCAAGCUCUGUAUUCGCGGAUCGUAUCCCGGCUGCGGCGCUAUGGGAAGGUGCUCACUGAGCACGUGGCUGAUGCUGAGUUGGAGCCGCGUGGGGAAGAGGCUGCUGGGGGCGACCAGUUCAUCCAUGAGCGGGACCUGGCCUGGCUCCGGCAGGCCGAUGUGGUCGUGGCAGAAGUGACACAGCCAUCCCUGGGUGUUGGCUACGAAUUGGGCCGGGCAGUAGCUCUUGGUAAGCCGAUCCUGUGCCUGUUCCGACCACAGUCUGGCCGAGUGCUUUCCGCCAUGAUCCGGGGAGCAGCCGAUGGCUCGAGGUUCCAGGUGUGGGACUACGCAGAGGAAGAAGUGGAGACCAUGCUCCAUCGGUACUUUGAGGCUUAUCUUCCUCAGGGGACGGCUUCCUCCAGUAACCCAAGUGCCUGUCUUAACCCUACUGUAUUAGAAAAAAUUUAAGAUUUAUUUUUUUAACACAUGUUUAACUACAUGUAUGUAUGUAACCACAUUCAUACCUUGUGCCCAGAGGUCAGAAGAGGGUACCACAUUCUCUGGAACUGGUGGUAGAGAUGACUGUGGGCCUCCAUGUGGGUGCUGGGAACUAAACCCACAACAAGUGCUCUUAGCUGCUGAACCUUCUCUUUGGCCCUGGUCCAACUUUAUCCAAUGCUGACCCCUGAUGUUUCUCUGGACUCCUUCCUGCUUCUGCCUCAGUAGUAAGAAAAGGUUCGUUUAGUUGGGUAUGGUGGCGUCUCAGGAGGCACAGUGUGGUGGUUUGAAUAUGCUUGACCUGGGGAGUGGCACUAUUAGGUGUGACCCCGUUGGAAGUGUGUCACUGUGGGGGUGGGCUUUGAGACCCUCCACCUAGCUGCCUGAAAACAGACUGCUGGUUUCCUUUUGAAGAUGUAGAACUCUCAGCUCCUCUUGCACCAUGCCUGCUUGGACGCUGCCAUGCUCCUUCCUUGAUGAUAAUAGACUGAACCUCUGAACCUGUAAGCCAGCCCUAAUUAAAUGUUGUCCUU
Mus musculus (house mouse) is the source of this 1106-nucleotide messenger RNA. It is a transcript of the gene Dnph1, whose product is annotated as 2'-deoxynucleoside 5'-phosphate N-hydrolase 1. Bases 22 to 543 code for a protein of 173 amino acids. Gene Ontology annotation, biological process: positive regulation of cell growth; allantoin metabolic process; purine nucleotide catabolic process. Gene Ontology annotation, molecular function: protein homodimerization activity; 5-hydroxymethyl-dUMP N-hydrolase activity; identical protein binding. The record is from RefSeq and is marked provisional. The transcript is spliced from 4 exons. Gene Ontology annotation, cellular component: nucleus; cytoplasm; cytosol. NCBI's taxonomy places the organism in Eukaryota, Metazoa, Chordata, Mammalia, Rodentia, Muridae.